AUGUCCAGCUCAUCUUCCUCAGUGAAGACCACAACCAGAUACACGACAUAUACCCAAAGAUAUAUUCGUGUCUCCGAAAAACAUAUACUGCCACUAAUCAUUUAUCUUCGGCCAGAAAAUACAAAUUGGUUUAAUGAUGGAAUGUUUCAGGAACUAAUAGUGAAGUUGAGUAAAUUUCUACCGCCCAAAAUCGAUUCUAUGAGGAAGAGAAAAUCAAAUGAAUCAGAAGACAAACAGGAGGAACAGCAAAUUAGCGCAGAUAUUUUUCGUGAGAAAUUUCACUGUGCUUAUUAUUUCCGACCAACUGAUGUACGGCAUUCUGUUUUGAUCAAGGAUAAAGGAUACGUGUUCCCUUCCUCCUCUUCGAAUACUACUGGAGGGGAAAAAUUAAAAAGUAAAGAAAUAGAAGAAGAGAUAAAACCCGAAUUGCAAGUGAACUACAAUGGAUUUAGUGUCUUUAUUAAGACACUAGUCGUGGUGGUAGAACCUAUUGGCGAUGCUUUUGAAUUUAUUGACAAUGUCAAAGCUAAAUAUGUAGAUUCACUUGAAUCAUAUUUUUUUAGUUAA
Molecule: messenger RNA, 567 nt
Organism: Ambispora leptoticha
Lineage: Eukaryota; Fungi; Glomeromycota; Glomeromycetes; Archaeosporales; Ambisporaceae
Source: the annotation of a GenBank genome assembly